AUGGUCGAGCCAGAAGCCGGUAUCAUGCGCCUUGCACGCGAGACUCGUCAGAUGAUUUACGAUUACAUCGUCAGCGACACCCCAGAUCGGACCAUCAGAGUGACACUGGUCAAGUCGACACUGAAUUCGAAAGACAAGCUUCAGAAAGACAAGCCCCAGAAGGAAGAGCCCCCGAAAGACAAGCUUCAUGUCGAGAAUUGGGGAACUAUCCUGAAUCUUAUCUGCACGCAUUGGACCUUCGAAAACGAAGUACUAUCCUACCUGUACCAAAGCUUUACAUUCGUAUUGACAGAUAGCGAACGCACUUGUCGCCCCAUUGUUGGAGCUUUCUAUCGAGCCCUGGCGCCUAAGAACAGAGUCCGUGUACGAAGGAUUGCCAUUCCUUUCUUUACCAUUCGUAACCUUUUCGACCCCGCCUAUUUCGAUGAUUCGUCUGUGCUUCAACGUUCCCAGGAACACCGUCUUAACAUCAUCGAUAAUGCCCAUCUCCACCCAUACGUACUCAGAAUCUUGGUUCUAAGCGAUGAUACACGGCUUCAGAAAGAACAAGCCAAGUUACUCGAAGAACUCGUUUAUGCGCUCCUCCUAUUGAAUCAGAUGCCGGGUUUGGAGUGCCUCACACUCGGUGUCGACGUCCUUGAGUUCCUAACCGAAAGUAUCCUCCGGCCCGAAGGAAUCUACCGGGGCGAGCCAUCGGUGCCAACAUCGGAUCUUACUGUCCUCAUUGAUCAAGUCAGGCAAGGCAAACUGCAUCGCUGGCAUCGUUUGAUCGAUGUUCUGGGUGGGAUCAGAGGCUUAGGUAAACUGCGCUACGUUCGACUGGAACUAGACUGGAGUAACUUCGUGCAGGACAAAUAUCAGAGAGCUGGUGUGACAUUCGGACCACCAUGGACGAAGGAUGUCAAGGAAGAGAUGGAGCUACGAUUCAGCAAAAUGGUCACUGCAUCUAUCACGAGCAUGGUUGCGAGGACGGAGUAUAAACGGCAGGAGGUAUUGGAUUUCCCCGGUAUUAACGUUGUCUCGGGGAAUGUCUAA
Molecule: messenger RNA, 1035 nt
Organism: Alternaria hordeiaustralica
Lineage: Eukaryota; Fungi; Ascomycota; Dothideomycetes; Pleosporales; Pleosporaceae
Exons: 1
Coding region: 1-1035 (344 amino acids)
Source: RefSeq, a predicted model, not a curated record